Molecule: messenger RNA, 2101 nt
Organism: Drosophila bipectinata
Lineage: Eukaryota; Metazoa; Arthropoda; Insecta; Diptera; Drosophilidae
Gene: Cp7Fa
Product: Chorion protein a at 7F
Source: RefSeq, a predicted model, not a curated record
AGUACCAGUCGAUCUGGUCAUCCAGAGUUGGGCCUUUUCCCCCUGGGCUUUGUUUUGAUUAAAAAUUUCGCAAAAAAACAAUCCGGAAUUGGGUUAACGGCCUGAUUUCGUUUCUAUGGAGUCUGCUCCCGACUGGCCCGGGUCACCUCCCCAGAUGACGCUGACCCAUUUCGAGAAUCGGGAACGGGAUCGGUAACAAGUCGGCCAUCUAAUCUGAAAUUCCCCGGAGCCCAACAGAUCCAUCAAGUGCUCCAAUUAAAAUCCGAAAAUCGUAAAAUAUAUUUCUCUGUGUAGUGUUUUUUUUUUCGGACUUGACAUUCAUUGUUGACUCUCGAGACCCGUAUCGCUGAAAGUUCGUGGAAUUCGUUCGUUCCAGUGGCAGCAUCGCAUCGGUGUCUACAGCGGUUGAUUCCACAAUUAUCAUUGGGCCAACAGUGGGUGUUGCCCCCCACAUCUGGGAGUCACGUAGCACGUAGCCUGCACCUGAACCUGACCUGACCCUCGCCCUCGGCUAGAAAGUCUCUCGAAUCCCUCGAAGAGUCUCAAGAGCAGAGGUUUCUUUUAAGACGAAAUCGAAAACUGGCGAAAAUCGAGAGCAUGGGGCUGCUGUACACCUAAUGCACCACGAUCUGGGAGCAAUAGAGCUUUCGUCUCAAUGCUGGGGCUCCGAUAUAUAUAAGAAGCAGAUGAGGGCUUCCAUUGUCAGUCCAAGAAUUAAACGAGCCACGAGCACAGCACGCGACCGAUAAAAGUAAUAAUAAAUACAAAGUAUCCAAAGUACCGCAGUGCAAUCCGAGAGAUAAAAAACCCACAAUGAUGCCAACAAGCUGUAAACUCAUUUUUUGCCUGCUUCUGGCCAUGUACAGCAUACAAGUGCUAAUGGCCGCCUGUGUGUGCUCCGAAAAGGGCUCAGACUACUGCCAGGGCUGUCAAGGACCCACCGUGAUCCGGCCGAAGCCGCGCUACUACGAGCCCAGCGAGGUGAACCUCUCCCCCAUCGGCGACAACUGCUGGUGCAGCAAGCAACUGAUCGAGCCGGCACAGCUGCCGAAGACCUGCGGAAAAGUACGUGAGAUCUUCCAGUAUAUGAACGCCUUCAAUAAUUUAUUGGGUCGCCGGUGGCUCGAGAACGCCAUAGAGUUCAAGACCCAGGCGGCCCAGCGUCUGGCGGAGCGAUUGCAGCGUCUGGAGCACAUCGACUGCUACAAGCGUGGGACCACGCCCUGCAAGCCCACCUGCUCCUGCCAGCAGUCGACAGACAGCAGCUAUGCCGGAUCAUCCAGCACCGGUUCCGUCUACGGAAACAUCGCUUAUGCGGCGGAAAAGACCCAGGAUGACAGUCCGGCGGCGGAUCCCAUUAGUGUGAGCCUGGCCGCCCAGGCUGGAAAGGCCAUCAAUGUUCCGGAGGCCAAACUGGCCUAUGGAUUCGCCCAGAAGCCCGUCGAUGGCGAGAAGAAGGUCUACUUCUCGGACGUGCCAGAGGAGAAUCUGUUCAAGCUGAAGAGCGAGGUGAUCACCCUGAAGAAGCGCACCUACGUGGCCAAGCAGGAGGAGGAGGAGUACGCCGAGGAGGAGGAGGAGGAGCAGUCCUCCGGAGACGAGGAGGCUGCCCCCCAACUGACCUACAAGCAACUGGGCUACGCUGCCGAGCAGUUCAAGAAUCCCAAGUUCAAGAAGAUCAGCUCCAGCUCUAGCUCCAGCUCCUACGCCUCCAAGGACUACAAGGACUCUGGUGACAGUUACGGCAAGGUGGCCGGCAAGGUGUCCGUGGACUGCGGCUUCAAGCCCGGCAAGAUCACCUCGUACAGGAACUCGAAACGCCUGGAAACCGAAGGCAGUUACUACUAAACAAUAUUGAUCUCGAUCCUCUUGGGAUGUAAAUAUGUACAUAAGUUAAGGAUCUCUAAGUUAGCUAUAAAAAUAAAUGGUUUUAAAAGCAUUAUAGGGAAGGUCUUGGAAGCAUCAGUAUUAUCAAAAAUGAAGUCUUUAAAUGGCUUCUUAAAAUUGUCUUUAAAGUGGUGUUAACAAUGUUUCUUAUUUAAUACUUACUUUCCCAUCAGACACGUUUCUUUUUUAAUAAAUGCUGACACGUAGAAUUAGA